Prunus armeniaca (apricot) is the source of this 357-nucleotide messenger RNA. The record is from the annotation of a GenBank genome assembly. Lineage: Eukaryota; Viridiplantae; Streptophyta; Magnoliopsida; Rosales; Rosaceae.
AUGGAAGCUGCCUUGCGUGUGUUGCGUUAUUUGAAAAGUGCUCCAGGACAGGGAUCUUCACUUGUUUCUUGGCGAACAAAGAGGCAGAAAACAGUGUCACUCUCUUCAGCAGAAGCCGAAUAUAGAGCCAUGACAGCCUUACAUAUAGCAGCCAAUCCCGUUUUCCAUGAGAGAACCAGGCAUAUAGAAAUGGACUGCCACUUUAUUCGGGACAAAAUACAAGAUGGUUCGGUUGUAACCAAGUUUGUUACUUCGGCAAAUCAGCUUGCGGAUGUAUUCACUAAACCGUUGGGAAAGGAACCCUUUUCUACCAUGAUUCGCAAGUUGGGAGUUCUCGACAUUCACUCUCCAACUUGA